UCGGCUCCGCAGCCCCAUUGCCAGUCCGGCCCCGCUCCGGUGCGCAGCUCCGAACCCGGCGAGGUGCGGGGUGCUCCAGGCACGCCGAGCCCCUCACAGCCGCCUCUGGGCGCCCCCGGGCUGCGGGGAACGGGGCUGGGGAGGAGGAUGCGGAGGAGCGGCAGCGGAGGGGAGAAGAGCUGCGUGUUGCUCAGCGGCACUUAGGAGCGGGGGACAUGGCCCCGGUGCUGUGGUUGUGGCUGGCAGCCCUGCUGGGCUCAGCCCGGGCGUGCCCCGAGCCCUGCGCUUGCGUGGAUAAGUAUGCCCACCAAUUCGCCGACUGCGCCUACAAGGAUCUCCAGGUGGUGCCCACUGGGCUGCCCUCCAACGUGACCACCCUCAGCCUGUCGGCCAACAAGAUCACGGCUCUGCAGCGGCGCUCCUUCGUGGAGGUGACCCAGGUGACGUCCCUGUGGUUGGCGCACAAUGAGAUCCGCGCCAUCGAGCCCGGCGCCUUCGCCAUCCUGGUGCAGCUGAAGAACCUUGACAUCAGCCACAACCAGAUCGUGGACUUCCCCUGGCAGGACCUCUACAACCUCAGCGCCCUCCAGCUGCUCAAGAUGAACAACAACCACAUGGCUGUGGUGCCCCAAGGGGCUUUCCACACCCUGAAGGACCUGCGGUCUCUGCGCAUCAACAACAAUAAAUUCACCACGCUCGCCGAAGGCAUCUUCGACUCGCUCAGCUCCCUGUCCCAUCUGCAAAUCUACAACAACCCCUUCGAGUGCUCCUGCAAGCUCCAAUGGCUCAAGAAGUGGAUGGACAGCACACUCAUCUCCAUCCCAGAGAAGGAAUCCAUCACCUGCAGCCUCCCGGAGCAGCUCCGUGGGGUGCCGGUGGGGAAGAUCCCCGAUGCGCAGUGCACCUCGCCCUCUGCGCAGCUUACCUACUACCCCAACCUGGACACCACGGAGCUCUUUGAUGGCUUCACCUUGACGCUGCACUGUGCUGUGACAGGCACUCCACCACCCGAAGUCAGCUGGAAGAUCCGCACCUCCAGCCAGACCCUGGAGCUCAGCGGCAGCCCAAGUGAGAGUGCAGGGAAGGACCCCCCGAAACAGGACCCUGAGCGCUUCUUGGUCUUCAAGAAUGGCACGCUGGUGAUUCCUCACCUGAGCAAGCGGGAGGAGGGCACCUACACCUGCCUGGCCACCAAUGAAAUGGGGAGCAACCAGACCUCGGUCAACGUGGCUGUGGCUGGAUCCCAGAAGUACCCGCUGCAGCCUGGCAGGGACCCGACGGGAGGUAAAGCACAGCCAGGUGACAAGAAGCCUGGAGCCAAGGGAGCGAAGAACAGUGUGCUCACACCCGAUGAGAGGAGCAAACCCCUCAGCCCCACCCGGCAGAGCCACCCAUCCUCAUCGGGUGGGAUGGAGCCCACGGGAGACGGGAAAGUCCCCUUCCAGCUUCCUCCCUUUGAGAAGAAGUGUGGCUCCAUGCCAACCAGCAGAUACAUUUCCAACCAUGCCUUCAACCAGAGCGGUGACUUCAAGCAGCACACCUUCGACUUGGGUGUGAUCGCCUUGGAUGUGUCGGAGCGUGAUGCCCGGGUGCAGCUGACGCCUACCUAUGUGCAGCCCGACAAGGUGCACCUGAGGAUGCUCUACCUGUGCCAGGAGAGCAGCCGUGGCCACGCCUUGGUGCAGUGGUCCAAGAUCGAGGAAGGAGUGAACUCAUACUGGUUCCAGGGCUUGAAGCCUGGCACCAACUACUCGGUGUGCCUCACUUACCUAGGGGAGGACUGCCAGGUCCAAGUGGUCUUCACCACCAAAAAGGAGAUCCCCUCUCUCAUCAUCAUAGUGGUCGUGAGCAUCUUCCUGCUGCUCCUGGCCACCCUCCCCCUGAUGGGUGCCACGUGGUGCCACCUCCUCUCCAAAUACCAGGGCAAAACCUACAAGCUGAUCAUGAAAGCCCAGAACCCAGACCAGAUGGAGAAGCACAUGGCUGCCGACUUCGACCCCCGCGCCUCCUACCUGGAAUCCGAGAAGAAUUACAACCCCAGCGAGGUGGGGGAAGGGGAAGCAGAGGAAGAGGACGAGGAUGAGGAAGAUGAUGACGAAGGAGGCAGGCGGAGGAGGAGGAGAGAAGCCGAGGAGACCACGGAGCUGGAGCGGGAGGAGAGCGUAGCAGCCAGCUCCAUGGCGGAGUCGCAGUCCAAAGCCAACGGUGAGGAGUUUGAGGUGCGCUCCGAGUACAGCGACAAGCUGCCGCUGGGUGCCGAGGCUGUCACCAUCUCCCAGGAGAUCAACGGGAACUACCGGCAGCGUCCUCGCGGCAAAGAGCAAAGGAUGCUCUGCGCCCCGAUGCUGCGUCCUCCUGAGUACCCACACCGAACUGGGCACGGUGCUGUGGAACAACCCCCCCCGGGACGGAGGGACGGCGUUGGGAGCCCUUUGCGCUGCCUUCCCCCCCCCCUCUUCCCCCCAGAUCUUUGGGUCCGGGAGCGGUGGGGCCGCGGGGGGAGGAGGGGCCGCCUGUGUGUUUUUUUUUCCCUGCGAUCCUCGGCGAGGCGAGAAGCUGGAGCGGGAGGAAGGAUGGGGCCGCUGCUGUGCUGCCUGGGCAUCGCCGUGCUGCUGUGCCGCGGGCUGGCCUGCCCCGGGCCCUGCUCCUGCUCCACCAAGAAGAACGGGCGCCUGCUGGCCGAAUGCGCUUACAAGGAGCUGCCCGAGGUGCCGCGGGGACUGUCCCCUAACGUCACCAUCCUGACACUGUCGGCCAACCGCAUCGGCUGGCUGCGGCGCGGCGCCUUCGCCGAGGUGCCCGAGGUGCAGUCGCUGUGGCUGGGUUACAACCAGAUCGGCGGUGCCGAGCCGGGUGCCUUCGCCAUGCUGUCACAGCUGAAGAACUUGGACCUGAGCCACAACAAGAUGGUCACCUUCCCAUGGCAGGACCUGCGCAACCUGAGCGGGCUGCAGAUCCUCAAGCUGAACAACAACCGGCUGGCCGGGCUGCCCCGAGAUGCCUUCCAGGCGCUGGCAGAGCUGCGCUCGCUGUGGCUCAAUGACAACCAGCUCACCACGCUGGCCGAUGGCACCUUCCACCCGUUGCCCUCACUGUCCCAGCUGCAGCUCUUCAACAACCCCUUCAACUGCUCCUGUAAGCUCUUCUGGCUCAAACGCUGGGCUGAGAGCACCUCGGUGUCCCUCACCAAGGGUGGUUCCACGCUGUGUGCGGCGCCGGGGCGGAUGCGGGGCCGGGCGGUGACCGACAUCCCGGCGCAUCAGUGCGUGGCCCCAUCAGUGCAGCUCACCUACCUGUCCAAACUGGACAACACGGUGCUGCCCGAUGGGCUGACACUCAGCCUACACUGCAGCGUGGCGGGCAGCCCCCUGCCCCAGAUCCGUUGGAGGAUCCAGACCCCCGGGCACGGUGUUGAGAUCGAUGGGCCCAAUGUGGCUCGGGAUGGGAGCCUCUCCCCAUCUGGGCGCAUCAAGCAGAGCCAGGAGCGCUUCUUGGUCUUCAAGAAUGGCACCAUGGCCAUCCCCAAGUUCAGCAAGGAGGAUGAAGGCACCUACACCUGCAUCGCCAUCAACGAUGUGGGCACAAGAGAGGUGUCUGUCAACGUGGCCUUGGCCGGCUCGGAGAAUCCAGCUGAAGACCUGCUACAGGAUGACCCCCAUGCCAGCUCACUGGGGGGACGGAGCUGCUACAAGGGCGAUGAGAUGGAUCCCGUCGGCGCUGGGGAGAAGCUGGUCAUCGUUUACCACGUGCCAAGGGAGGUGAAGGGGACGGCUGGAGGAGCUGUGCCCCGGGUUGGGCUGGUGACCCUGCUGCUGGCCUUGGGCAUCGUGCUGGGCUGGUAGGGGGGAGCAGAGACUGGUGCCAGUGCUCCCCCACUUUCUGUAUCAUUUACCUUCACAUAGUGCCACGUGUUUGCUGAGCUUUUGGAACUGCAGGCGGGCGCCAAAGUGGCCGAGAGCUGAGCCCAGGGCUGGUCCAACCCCUGCAUAUGUAGGGGCAGGGCUGGAGCUGAGAACUCCAUCAAGGCUUGGGUGAUGUAGGGUAGAUCCACACUGUGCUGUCGCUGCAGGGCCAGACAGCCUUACAUAGGGUCCUUUAGGGAAUGGAGGCAGCACAGUUCUUUGUGUGAUUGAUAUGGCAGGGGACAUGCAAAGCACCCAGUACCAGGCAUGGAUCAGGCCAUGAGGAGCAGGCUAAGCCUUUCCUGCAUAGGACUUGUUGGGUGAGGGACUACCCAUGGUAUCUGUGCCCUCCCUGUGUCCCAGGACCAGGCCCUGCCACCCUGACUGCCUCACACAUCUGUGAUGCAGAUGUUUUCCCCUCUAUUCACCACCGGAGCCCACAGUCCAAACCCCUCGGCCGGGCCGGUCCCACCGAGCUGCACUGCUCAACCCCACAGCUUCAGCAGGGGGAACAGAGACCAAAGAGACCACAUGAAACCAAUUAUCCCAAAGUGCCUUACAUCUCUCUGCAGGACAUCUACGCUGUGCCCCUGGUGCUGUGGGCUCAUGGUGGGACCGCCGAGCAUCCCUCAUGUUUUCUGCUAGCGUGUGCCUGCAGGAGCCAUGCAGACUCCUGUAGCCUUGUAACCAAAGCUGUGCCACCAGCCGUGUACCAAGCACAAUAAAUACCUUUUGUAAACCA
This is a messenger RNA of Tympanuchus pallidicinctus (lesser prairie-chicken), 4644 nucleotides long. RefSeq names its product immunoglobulin superfamily containing leucine-rich repeat protein 2-like. The record is from RefSeq and is a predicted model, not a curated record. The transcript is spliced from 4 exons. Gene Ontology annotation, molecular function: protein binding. The coding region runs from base 216 to 3842 and encodes 1208 amino acids. NCBI's taxonomy places the organism in Eukaryota, Metazoa, Chordata, Aves, Galliformes, Phasianidae.